This is a messenger RNA of Mercurialis annua (annual mercury), 3763 nucleotides long. Its product is annotated as ABC transporter G family member 28. Gene Ontology annotation, molecular function: ATP hydrolysis activity; ATP binding; ABC-type transporter activity. The record is from RefSeq and is a predicted model, not a curated record. The coding region runs from base 194 to 3514 and encodes 1106 amino acids. The transcript has 14 exons. Lineage: Eukaryota; Viridiplantae; Streptophyta; Magnoliopsida; Malpighiales; Euphorbiaceae.
UUUCUCUAAACCAUUUCUUCCUCCGACAAAAAACCAUCCAAUCCUCUGCCCCAACAUUCACCAUUUCCAUAAUAUUUCUCCUUCUCCCUCCCUACCACCACCCUCAUUGACUCUUAAGUCUUUUCAUAUGUUACGUGCCAUCAUAAUUUCUUGAUUUUUUCCUGCAUUGAUUCUUGAAAUUCAAGAAAAUAAAAUGAUCGGAGAGAAUUAUUAUAACGCGUAUCGUUUUCUCUCUGUAUCCACCAUUGUUGUUGUUGUGAUCUUUGUUUCGAGUUUUCAAAUCCAACUCGUUUCUUGUCAAGCAGUUAAUGGAAAUAUCAGAAAUCCAGCUGCGGAACAGCUUUUUUCGCAGUUGGUUUUUAAGAGUUUUUCGAAUUUCACUGCCAGUUUCAAGAAAGACAUUUCCAAAUACUUCGCUUUCUGCAUAACGGACGUGGAUUCAGAUUGGGAUAUGGCAUUCAAUUUCUCCGGAAAUACAGCAUUCCUAUCCAAUUGUGCCAGGAAAACCAAAGGAGAUAUGAUUCAAAGAAUAUGCACAGCAGCAGAAAUAAAAUUCUACUUCAAUAGUUUCUUUUCUAAAGGAUCAAGAAGUACUCAUUAUUUACAGCCCAACAAAAACUGUAACUUGAGCUCAUGGGUCUCUGGGUGUGAGCCAGGAUGGUCCUGUAGUGUGGGUCAUGGUCAAAAAGUUGACCUUAAUAAUACAGAAAAAAUUCCUUCAAGAACUUCUGAUUGUGCUCCUUGUUGUGAAGGUUUCUUCUGCCCUCAUGGUCUUACUUGCAUGAUACCAUGUCCGCUAGGUUCUUACUGUCCGGCUUCGAAACUGAAUAAGACCACCGGAAUUUGUGACCCAUACAAUUAUCAACUUCCUGCUGGCAAACCAAAUCAUACUUGCGGCGGAGCUGAUGUUUGGGCUGAUAUUUUGAGUACCAGAGAGGUAUUUUGUCCGCCAGGAUCGUUCUGUCCUUCCGUUGUUCAGAAGAUUCCUUGCAGUAGUGGAUUCUACUGCAGGACUGGUUCCACAUCUCAAGCAGGUUGUUUUAAGUUGGCAAAAUGUGAACCGCAAUCAGCAAAUCAAAACAUUACAGCAUAUGGUAUCUUGAUUUUUGCUGGAUUGAGUUUUCUGCUUAUCAUAAUCUACAACUGUUCUGAUCAAGUUCUUGCAACUCGAGAGAAGCGACAGGCAAAAACUCGAGAAAAGGCGGUUCAGAGUGUAAGAGAAACAGCGCAAGCUCGAGAAAAAUGGAAAUCUGCAAAAGAUAUUGCCAAGAAACAUGCAAUUGGAUUGCAGACUCAAUUAUCAAGAACAUUUUCUCGGACGAAAUCAAGAAUGCACCACGAAACUCGAGGUACAGGUCAAGCUAAACCAGGAUCUGAUGCUGCAUUACCACCAUUGUCCGGAACUAGUUCCGAUAAAGGAAAGAAAAAGGGAAAGCCAAACCUUACGCAAAUGCUGCACGAAAUUGAAGAUGAUCCGGAUAAUACCGAAGGAUUCAAUCUUGAAAUUGGAGAUAAAAAUAUCAAAAAACAUGCCCCAAAAGGUAAGCAAUUACAUACUCAGAGCCAAAUGUUCAGGUAUGCAUAUGGUCAGAUUGAGAAGGAAAAAGCUCAGCAGGAGCAAAACAAGAAUUUGACAUUUUCUGGUGUAAUUUCAAUGGCUAAUGAUAUUGAUAUCAGAAAGAGACCGACGAUUGAGAUUGCGUUUCGAGACUUAACCCUCACUUUAAAACAUAAAAACAAACAUCUGUUGAGGUGUGUGACCGGAAAAUUGUCGCCGGGACGAGUUUCUGCUGUUAUGGGCCCAUCUGGGGCUGGAAAAACAACAUUUCUAUCAGCUUUGACAGGAAAAACAUCUGGAUGCUUAAUUACGGGUAUGGUUCUUGUAAAUGGUAAGUCGGAACCAAUCCAAGCUUACAAGAAAAUCAUUGGCUAUGUUCCUCAAGAUGAUAUUGUGCAUGGAAAUUUAACUGUGGAGGAAAAUCUCUGGUUCAGUGCAAGAUGCAGACUCUCUGCUGAUCUACCUAAACCAGAAAAGGUUCUAGUUGUUGAAAGAGUAAUAGAAGCUUUAGGGCUGCAGUUAGUUAGGGAUUCUCUAGUUGGUACAGUGGAGAAAAGAGGAAUUUCAGGAGGUCAAAGAAAAAGAGUCAAUGUAGGACUUGAGAUGGUAAUGGAACCUUCACUUCUUAUUUUAGAUGAACCCACUUCUGGUUUGGACAGCUCAUCUUCCCUCUUGCUACUUCGAGCUCUCCGCCGCGAAGCCCUCGAGGGCGUAAACAUCUGCAUGGUUGUUCAUCAACCUAGCUAUACAUUGUUCAGGAUGUUUGAUGAUUUGAUACUUCUAGCAAAGGGUGGCUUGACAGUAUAUCACGGGCCGGUAAAGAAAGUGGAAGAGUACUUUUCGGGUCUAGGGAUUAUUGUUCCGGAGCGAGCAAAUCCUCCGGAUUACUUCAUUGACAUUUUGGAAGGGAUAGUGAAACCAAGUGCAGGAGUAAACUAUAAACAGUUUCCUAUUCGAUGGAUGCUUCAUAAUGGAUAUCCUGUUCCGAUGGAUAUGCUGCAGAAUGCUGAUCCUGUCGAAGCAUCGACUAGUGAUUCGGCUCAUGGACCCCGAGAGAGUGAUGCUGCUUCCGAAUCGCAAUCUUUUGCUGGAGACUUUUGGCAGGAUAUGAAAUCAAAUGUUGAGACAAAGAAAGAUCACAUAAAUAACAAUUUCUUAUCCUCGAAUGACUUGUCGAAUCGGAGAACUCCUGAUGUGUUUCAACAGUAUAGAUAUUUCUUGGGGAGGCUUGGCAAACAGAGACUAAGAGAAGCAAGAACACAGGCUGUAGAUUAUUUGAUUUUAUUACUUGCCGGAAUCUGCUUAGGAACUUUAGCUAAAGUUAGCGAUGAAACUUUCGGAGUGCUUGGUUAUACGUACACUGUCAUUGCAGUCUCUCUUCUAUGCAAGAUUGCGGCUUUAAGAUCAUUUUCUUUAGACAAACUACAUUAUUGGAGAGAAAGCGCUUCCGGUAUGAGCAGCUUAGCUUAUUUUCUUGCAAAGGAUACAGUUGAUCAUUUCAACACUUUUGUCAAGCCACUUGUGUAUCUCUCAAUGUUCUACUUCUUCAACAACCCGAGAUCGACUGUAACGGAUAAUUAUAUCGUUCUAAUCUGUCUUGUUUAUUGCGUGACGGGGAUGGCUUAUGCAAUAGCUCUUUUCUUAGCACCUGGUCCUGCACAAUUGUGGUCAGUGCUUCUUCCGGUCGUUUUGACGUUAAUAGCAACCCGAAGUGAAGAUAGCAAGUUUGUUUCGCGGCUAGCUGACUUGACUUACACGAAAUGGGCAUUGGAAGCAUUUGUUAUAUCAAAUGCUAAAAGAUAUUAUGGAGUAUGGCUGAUAACGCGGUGUGGUUCGCUCAUGCAAAACGGGUACAAGCUAAGUAACUGGUAUCGCUGUUUAGUGUUCCUGCUUGCUUUCGGGUCAGUGAGUCGGGUGAUAGCGUACGUUGUUAUGAUCAUGUUCCAUAAGAAGUAAAUGCAGGCAUUGUUUGUGUGUGGUAAAUACCCUUUCUGUACAAAGAAUUAGAAAAGAUGAACAAAAAAGAUCAUAGUCUGUGCUCUUAAGUGCUACAAAUUUAUAAGUGAAGAAGAAUAGAUGUAAAGAGAAAUUGAAUAAGUUUCAUUUCUGUAUGAUAGUUUAUGUAAAGGGAUCUACAUUUCAUCCUUUUCUAUUUGUUACCAAGACUUGUUCAACAGUGCACAUACAACUACAAAUUUCAAUUAA